Messenger RNA from Oncorhynchus gorbuscha (pink salmon), 6311 nucleotides. RefSeq names its product phospholipase C, delta 1a (gene plcd1a). The record is from RefSeq and is a predicted model, not a curated record. The transcript has 15 exons. Gene Ontology annotation, biological process: phosphatidylinositol-mediated signaling; lipid metabolic process. Lineage: Eukaryota; Metazoa; Chordata; Actinopteri; Salmoniformes; Salmonidae. Gene Ontology annotation, molecular function: phosphatidylinositol-4,5-bisphosphate phospholipase C activity; calcium ion binding. Bases 205 to 2481 code for a protein of 758 amino acids.
UUGGCUGUAGGCUACUGACAGCGCUACUUGGUAUUGGCUGUAGGCUACUGACAGCGCUACUUGGUAUUGGUUGUAGGCUACUGUAGGCACUGCUUUUUAUCACCGCUUUGCUAUUCGCAUUUAUCCAUAGAGACCCUUAGACUUGAGCGUUUGCUGGGGGGAGUUUACGCACCUGCAACUUUGGACUGAUCUGGUCAAUUCGGGAUGGAAUCCAACGGCAAUGCAGAAACACAUGGGUUAGAGAGAGAUGCAGACGUCCAGUUGUUGCUGGUGGGGGGAGAGCUGCUGAAGGUAAGGUCCUCCUCCUGGAAGAAGAACCGCUUCUACAAGCUGCAGGAGGACUGUGCAACCAUGUGGCACGAGUCACACAGGACAUUCAAGCGCAACCAGACCUUCUCCAUUGAUGAGAUAGAUUCUGUGCGUAAGGGCCGUCAGUCGGAGGGUCUUCAGAAGCACACAGAGGCCCACGUUGAGGACCGCUGUUUCUCCAUCUUCUUUAAGGGCCGCAGGAGGAACCUGGACCUGGUGGCGACCUCGGCGGAGGAGGCUAGGCAGUGGGUCAAUGGCCUGGAGAAGAUCAUCUCUAACAUGAAGAAACUCAACAGCCAGCAGACGAGCGAGCACUGGAUCUUCAACUGUAUGAGGAAAGCAGACAAGAACAAGGACAACAAGAUGACCCUGAAGGAGCUGAAACACUUCCUCCGCCAGAUCAACAUCGAGGUGGACGACAUGUACGCUGAAGUGCUGUUUGCAAAAUGUGACAAGUCUAACUCGGGCUCCCUGGAAGGUCCUGAGAUCAAACACUUCUAUGACCUGCUGAUAUACCGCGAGGAGAUCGAUGUGAUCUAUGGGAAGUACGCCACUACGGGGGAGCAGAUGAGUGGCAAAGAUCUGCUCCACUUCCUGCUGAACGAGCAGCGUGAGGUGGCCACAAUGGAGGACGCUGUAAGACUCAUAGAGAGAUACGAGCUGGACGAUUCAGCAAAGCAGAAGAACCACAUGACCAAAGAUGGCUUCCUGAUGUACCUGCACCAGGAGGAAGGGUCUAUCUUCAACCCCGCCCACAAGGAGGUGUUCCAGGAUAUGAGCCAGCCAAUCAACCACUACUUCAUCAGCUCCUCCCACAACACCUACCUGAUGGAAGACCAGCUCAAAGGCCACAGCAGCACAGAGGCCUAUAUCAAGGCCCUGAUGAAGAGUUGUCGCUGUGUGGAGUUAGACUGUUGGGACGGGGCCCAUGGAGAACCAAUCAUCUACCAUGGCCACACCCUCACCUCCAAGGUCCUGUUUAAAGACGUCAUUAAGGCCAUCAAGGAGUAUGCCUUCAAGACAUCAGAGUACCCAGUGAUCCUGUCCCUGGAGAACCACUGUACACUGGAGCAGCAGAAACUGAUGGCCAAGCACAUGAUCUCCAUCCUGGGCAGCGCCCUGCUCACCUCCCCCCUGGAGGACCAGAUGCCCACUGCCUUCCCCUCACCCCAGGAGUUGAAGGGUCGGUUCAUCAUCAAGGGGAAACGUCUGAACAAGCUGGAUGCCGUCUUCAGCAAUACUAGUCCUGGAGUAGAGGAAGACUGUGUCUCCGAGGAGGACGAGGCUGCAGAGACCAUCAACUCCAAGACAGACACCAAUGGACAGAAGGCGAAAGACAAGAAGUCAAAGAUCAAGCUAGCCAAGCAGCUGUCUGACCUGGUGAUCUACUGUAAGAGUGUCCACUUCUCAGGGUUUGAGCACGCUAAAGACAACCAGGCCUUCUAUGAGAUGUCCUCCUUUAAAGAGAGCAUGGCUGUUAACCUGGCUGAGACAGCAGGGAAUGCCUUUAUCCACCACAACAUGACCAAGCUGAGCCGUAUCUACCCAGCUGGCUCCAGAACAGACUCCUCCAACUACAACCCUGUUCCCCUGUGGAACGCAGGCUGUCAGAUAGUUGCGCUGAACUUCCAGACUCCCUCUAAGGAGAUGGACCUGAACCAGGGCCGGUUCCGGUCCAACGGGGUGAGUGGAUACGUCCUGAAGCCUGGCUUCCAGAGAUACCCUGGGACAGAGUUUGACCCAAUGACCCUCACCAAGGGACCCUGGCUGAAACGCAAGACCUUUCACAUCAUGGUGAUCUCAGCCCAGCAGCUGCCCAAGUUAAACAAGGACAAGUGUAAAUCCAUCGUGGACCCGCUGGUUAAAGUGGAGAUCUACGGUGUUCCAGAUGACACGUGCAGCAAGGAGACACGCUCCAUCGAGAACAAUGGUUUUAACCCCAUGUGGAAUGAGACGUUCCAGUUUGACAUCCAGGUACCAGAGCUUGCCCUGGUCCGCUUCCUGGUUGAAGACUAUGACUCCACCUCACAGAAUGACCUAAUUGGACAGUACUGCCUGCCACUCACCAGUCUACAGAACGGUUACCGCCACGUCCCUCUUCUCACCAAGCAUGGUGAUGUCAUCCCCUCAGCCGGCUUGUUUGUUCACCUCAUGCUGCUGGAUGCCAAAUAGACCCCGUCCACUUCACACGGACCCCACCAACAUCAAACUAACCCCUCCCACAUACUACUGACUCCUCCCACAUAACACAGACCCCUCCCACACCACUAAGGACUCAUCCGACAUUGUAAUGUCUCUUCUCACACCAAAAGGACUACUCCCACAUCAAACUAACUCCUCCCACAUCACACGGACCCCUGAAAACAUGUGUUUUUGCAUCCAUGCGGUAGGUGGGUCUGACAUGCUAAGUUGCUUUUUUGUACGUGAAUGAUACAAGCAAAGUAAAGGAUCCUUUUGAAAGUAGGUAGUAUGUCCCUAGUCCUAUAGAGAGUAGGUAGUAUGUCCCUAGUCCUAUAGAGAGUAGUUAGUAUGUUGCUGGUCCUAUAGAGAGUAGUUAGUAUGUUGCUGGUCCUAUAGAGAGUAGUUAGUAUGUUGCUGGUCCUAUAGAGUGUAGUUAGUAUGUUGCUGGUCCUAUAGAGGGUUGUUAGUAUGUUGCUGGUCCUAUAGAGAGUAGUUAGUAUGUUGCUGGUCCUAUAGAGAGUAGUUAGCAUGUCCCUAGUCCUAUAGAGAGUAGUUAGUAUGUUGCUGGUCCUAUAGAGAGUAGUUAGUAUGUUGCUAGUCCUAUAGAGAGUAGUUAGUAUGUUGCUGGUCCUAUAGAGAGUAGUUAGUAUGUUGCUGGUCCUAUAGAGUGUAGUUAGUAUGUUGCUGGUCCUAUAGAGAGUAGUUAGUAUGUUGCUGGUCCGAUAGAGGGUAGUUAGUAUGUUGCUGGUCCUAUAGAGAGUAGGUAGUAUGUCCCUAGUCCUAUAGAGAGUAGUUAGUAUGUUGCUGGUCCUAUAGAGUGUAGUUAGUAUGUUGCUGGUCCUAUAGAGUGUAGUUAGUAUGUUGCUGGUCCUAUAGAGAGUAGUUAGUAUGUUGCUGGUCCUAUAGAGUGUAGUUAGUAUGUUGCUGGUCCUAUAGAGAGUAGUUAGUAUGUUGCUGGUCCUAUAGAGAGUAGUUAGUAUGUUGCUGGUCCUAUAGAGAGUAGUUAGUAUGUUGCUGGUCCUAUAGAGUGUAGUUAGUAUGUUGCUGGUCCUAUAGAGAGUAGUUAGUAUGUUGCUGGUCCUAUAGAGUGUAGUUAGUAUGUUGCUGGUCCUAUAGAGUGUAGUUAGUAUAUUGCUGGUCCUAUAGAGUGUAGUUAGUAUGUUGCUGGUCCUAUAGAGUGUAGUUAGUAUGUUGCUGGUCCUAUAGAGUGUAGUUAGUAUGUUGCUGGUCCUAUAGAGAGUAGUUAGUAUGUUGCUGGUCCGAUAGAGAGUAGUUAGUAUGUUGCUGGUCCUAUAGAGAGUAGUUAGCAUGUCCCUAGUCCUAUAGAGAGUAGUUAGUAUGUUGCUGGUCCUAUAGAGAGUAGUUAGUAUGUUGCUAGUCCUAUAGAGAGUAGUUAGUAUGUUGCUAGUCCUAUAGAGAGUAGUUAGUAGUUGCUGGUCCUAUAGAGAGUAGUUAGUAUGUUGCUGGUCCUAUAGAGUGUAGUUAGUAUGUUGCUGGUCCUAUAGAGAGUAGUUAGUAUGUUGCUGGUCCGAUAGAGGGUAGUUAGUAUGUUGCUGGUCCUAUAGAGAGUAGGUAGUAUGUCCCUAGUCCUAUAGAGAGUAGUUAGUAUGUUGCUGGUCCUAUAGAGUGUAGUUGGCAUGUUGCUGGUCCUAUAGAGAGUAGUUAGUAUGUUGCUGGUCCUAUAGAGAGUAGUUAGCAUGUUGCUGGUCCUAUAGAGGGUUGUUAGCAUUUUGCUGGUCCUAUAGAGAGUAGUUAGUAUGUUGCUGGUCCUAUAGAGGGUAGUUAGUGUGUUGCUGGUCCUAUAGAGGGUAGGUAACAUGUUGCUGGUCCUAUAGAGGGUAGGUAACAUGUUGCUGGUCCUAUAGAGAGUAGUUAGUAUGUUGCUGGUCCUAUAGAGUGUAGUUAGCAUGUUGCUGGUCCUAUAGAGAGUAGUUAGUAUGUUGCUGGUCCUAUAGAGAGUAGUUAUCAUGUUGCUGGUCCUAUAGAGGGUAGGUAACAUGUUGCUGGUCCUAUAGAGGGUAGGUAACAUGUUGCUGGUCCUAUAGAGGGUAGGUAACAUGUUGCUGGUCCUAUAGAGGGUAGUUAACAUGUUGCUGGUCCUAUAGAGGGUAGGUAACAUUUUUCUGGUCCUAUAGAGGGUAGUUAGUAUGUUGCUGGUCCUAUAGAGUGUAGUUAGUAUGUUGCUGGUCCUAUAGAGUUUAGUUAGUAUGUUGCUGGUCCUAUAGAGGGUAGGUAACAUGUUGCUGGUCCUAUAGAGUGUAGUUAGUAUGUUGCUGGUCCUAUAGAGGGUAGGUAACAUGUUGCUGGUCCUAUAGAGUGUAGUUAACAUGUUGCUGGUCCUAUAGAGGGUAGGUAACAUGUUGCUGGUCCUAUAGAGGGUAGUUAGUAUGUUGCUGGUCCUAUAGAGUGUAGUUAGUAUGUUGCUGGUCCUAUAGAGGGUAGGUAACAUGUUCCUGGUCCUAUAGAGUGUAGUUAGUAUUUUGCUGGUCCUAUAGAGGGUAGGUAACAUGUUGCUGGUCCUAUAGAGAGUAGUUAGUAUGUUGCUGGUCCGAUAGAGGGUAGUUAGUAUGUUGCUGGUCCUAUAGAGGGUAGGUAACAUGUUGCUGGACCUAUAGAGGGUAGUUAGUAUGUUGCUGGUCCUAUAGAGUGUAGUUAGUAUGUUGCUGGUCCUAUAGAGGGUAGUUAACAUGUUGCUGGUUCUAUAGAGUGUAGUUAGCAUGUUGCUGGUCCUAUAGAGGGUAUUUAACAUGUUGCUGGUCCUAUAAAGGGUAGUUAGUAUGUUGCUGGUCCUAUAGAGGGUAGUUAGUAUGUUGCUGGUCCUAUAGAGGGUAGGUAACAUGUUGCUGGUCCUAUAGAGGGUAGUUAGUAUGUUGCUGGUCCUAUAGAGGGUAGUUAACAUGUUGCUGGUCCUAUAGAGGGUAGUUAGUAUGUUGCUGGUCCUAUAGAGGGUAGUUAGUAUGUUUCUGGUCCUACAGAGGGUAGUUAACAUGUUGCUGGUCCAAAAGAGGGUAGUUAGCAUGUUGCUGGUCCUAUAGAGGGUAGUUAGUAUGUUGCUGGUCCUAUAGAGGGUAGUUAACAUGUUGCUGGUCCUAUAGAGGGUAGUUAACAUGUUGCUGGUCCUAUAGAGGGUAGUUAGUAUGUUGCUGGUCCUAUAGAGGGUAGUUAACAUGUUGCUGGUCCUAUAGAGGGUAGGUAACAUGUUGCUGGUCCUAUAGAGGGUAGUUAACAUGUUGCUGGUCCUAUAGAGAGUAGUUAGUAUGUUGCUGGUCCUAUAGAGGGUAGGUAACAUGUUGCUGGUCCUAUAAAGGGUAGUUAGUAUGUUGCUGGUCCUAUAGAGGGUAGUUAUCAUUCCUCCAGUCAUGCGUUGAGGUGAUUUAGAGAGGUAUAGAAGUAUUACUGACGUCUACUAGUGCCUUUUUAAUCAGAGACUAAAGGGAAUCAGGUAGACAAAACUAUCUAUGGAUUGUAAAAAUAAAAAAAAGCAGACUUGAUGCUUUAAAAAACAUAUGACUAAAACAUUCUUAAAGUUUAUCUGUUGUUUAUUUUAUAGGACAGAAGGUUUUGCUUCCUAACUGUUACCAUGACACAAUAUCACUGUUUCAUUCUGCUGUUAAUACAUGUUACUUUAACCCUCCUUGUCUCUUCAAACAACGAAAACAUUAUGGUUCAAUUGUACAAACAGCAUUGUGUCUUUAUAAAAUGUGUUUUUUUUGCAAAAUGACAAUGUUUAAAAAUAAAUGUUUUAAAUGAUUAUUCUGCUAUAAAUAAUCAGCCAAAAAAACAUUAUUAUUAUUAUUAAACAGCAAUGGACAAAUGAGGAA